Malus domestica (apple) is the source of this 1094-nucleotide messenger RNA. NCBI's taxonomy places the organism in Eukaryota, Viridiplantae, Streptophyta, Magnoliopsida, Rosales, Rosaceae. The record is from RefSeq and is a predicted model, not a curated record.
ACAAAAAGUUCCAUCAUACAACAAAUCUGAGUGAUAUAAAUCAUUUUUGGACUGUUAAUCGGAGGACGAGUGAUCAGGAGAAGAACGAAUGUCAAUAAUCACAACAUCAAUUGAUCUAAGUCGGUCGGCAAGCGGUUGCGUUUUUGUGAAGCAUCCUGGAGUAGUAGUUCAACCAUUUUCAUCAUCAUCAACAUGGAAAUGCCAACAAGGUUUCAGAAGCAACCCUGCAUUAUUGUCUCUAAUUAGCAGCCAACCAUGUCGGAAGAAGAUUGUACGCAGUAGCUCUACAUCACCUGGAGAUCAAAGUCCUUCUGUAGAGUAUUCAAACUCCUGGAGAGGCUGGAUGAUAGGGAUGGUAUUCUCAGUAAUUAUACCUUUUUGGAGGCACAAAUGGGGGCCUUUGCUACAAUUGAAGAAGGAGGUGGACAUGGUUGUAAACAAUGUUGAAGCAGUCGUGGAGGUGGUAGAAAAGGUGGCAGAAAAAGUGGAGGAAGUGGCAGAUGAAAUAGGUGAUCAUCUUCCAGCUGAUGGAAAGUUUAGGGCUGCUUCUGAAGUAGUUGAAAGUAUAGCCAGAGAAGUAGCCAAAGAUGCACACCUUGCAGACCAGCUAAUUGAGAAGGUAAUUAGUUUAAUUUGCAUAAUAAAAAUUAAUUAAUUGACGUCAAUUUCUAUACAGCACACUAAUUUAUACUUAGUAGUGGCUAAUAAUUAACUAGUUUUUUUUCCUGAACAACGCGCAGGCGGAAGCACUAGAAGAUCAGGUGGAAGACUUUUUUGAGUCAGCUAUGGAUAAUGUAGGAAAUGCGACCAAAGAUGUUAGCGAUGAAUCAAAUGUACAAGUAGCUACAGAAAAGAAAAGCCAGUGAUACACAUGUCAGAUAUGAGGUUUUCAAAUAAGAGAUGAAUUAGCUGGAUCCUUAUAAUUUAGUCAACCCUAACCGUAAAUAUUGUGUUCAUCAUUUAUUUUAUUAUUUCGAUUGGUUUUAUUUAUUUAUUUCUAUUGGUUUUGGUACAUUUGACUUUUAGUCCUAUAACUGUUCGAAUUUAAGAGUAACCUUUAGAUUUGUAAUGUAAUAAAAGCUUAUUUUUAGUUA